AUGGAUACAAAAAUCGCCGAUGAGUCCUAUGAUCUGAAAACUCUGGCGGGAGGACAGGAUACCGUUGGCCAAUUCAAGUAUGCGGAAGUCCUACCACAAAUCAGACCACUGAAAAAUCUGGACGCCAUCAUGAGCUCGAGUAUACUUUGGGAUGUGAUCAGUGUGAGGGGAAGAACGGAUAAAGUCGUGUAA
Messenger RNA from Penicillium subrubescens, 192 nucleotides. RefSeq lists its product as uncharacterized. NCBI's taxonomy places the organism in Eukaryota, Fungi, Ascomycota, Eurotiomycetes, Eurotiales, Aspergillaceae. The coding region runs from base 1 to 192 and encodes 63 amino acids. The record is from RefSeq and is a predicted model, not a curated record. The transcript has a single exon.